AUGAACCUAGAUACUUUACCACGUGGAAUCGUCACCCGUUGCUUUUCUUACUUGAGUGCUGAACUUCUCACCAACAUAAUAUUAUUGGAGAGCAUUCCUGAUAAUAUCGUCCAAGCUGCAGCUGAAAACCUUUAUAAUUUAUGGUAUUCAGAUCGAAUUCGAGGGUUCGAAAGGGAAAUGGUUGAAUGUUCUGACGCCAAAGCAUACUAUGAAACUGAUUUCGACCGGUUCUUACGAAUACACAAAACUCUUGCAAAAAAGUCAUUCAAAUGUCCUCUAUUAUUCCAUUAUACAUGGAACAAUAUUUUUGAAAUGCACCAAGACCUUGAUGAAAUAUAUCCGGUUUACAACGGCCAGAAAUUAGGCAUCCAUGCUGACAUCGAAGACGAAGCGUUUCAAAUCUAUCCUAUUUUUCCAAGUUCUGAUAUCAAUCUCAAGACUAAUUACCUUUCAUUGAGGGAUUUUUCGGAAUGUUGUAUCGAUUGA
This is a messenger RNA of Meyerozyma guilliermondii ATCC 6260, 486 nucleotides long. RefSeq lists its product as uncharacterized. Lineage: Eukaryota; Fungi; Ascomycota; Pichiomycetes; Serinales; Debaryomycetaceae. The record is from RefSeq and is a predicted model, not a curated record. The transcript has a single exon. Bases 1 to 486 code for a protein of 161 amino acids.